AUGCCUCAGAAGAAAAGAACAGCAAGCCGUAGAUCUGAGCCAAAAUUAUUCCGUUGUACAGGUUUUGGCAACUGUGAUAUGGUGUUUACCAGAAGCGAGCAUUUAGCACGACAUGCACGCAAACACACAGGCGAGAAACCUUUUAGAUGCGUUGUACCUAAUUGUGACCGUAUGUUUAGUCGAUUCGAUAAUAUGAUGCAGCACACACAUACCCAUAACCGUCAAAAGAAGAAAGAAUCGGUUACAACCACGAGCUCAAAAGAACAUGGCCAAAAAUUGAACAGCACCAACCGUCCCUACUCUGUUCAUCCCAAAUCGAACGACAGCCAUCAUCCAUCAAAGAUAUGGAUGAUAGACAAUAAUCAUCAAAUAUUACCUGGCCCGAUGCAGCCAUUUCCCAGUCAUUACGAUAAUUCCCAAACGCCUUUAUCGCCGAACAGUGGUGGCCAUCCUGAUGAGGACGGUAACUAUCCUGCGUAUCAACAGCACCACUCCAGCUUCCAUCCUUAUCUGCCUCAGCAACAGCCAUAUAGUAGUACGAGCACACCUAUGUGUUAUACUGCGCCCAAUACACCGGCGCCUUACCGCCAGCAUCACGAACAGCUUCCUUCUUUAUCCUCCAUUCCUCCUCCACUACAAUCCUCACACACAACCACCACAUUCACCAGCAGUAGCAAUCCGACAACACCGCCUGCUGCUUCUUCCUGUACCUUUCCUUCUCAACAUGACGAUAAAUCCACCUCUUAUAUGCCAGAUUAUUUCAGCAGUAAACCUCGUUCUUCUCACCAUCAUCCAAACGAGUCAUUACAGUCUCGAGAGGCUGAAGGAACAUCCAUCGACAAUACCAUCACUUUGCUUAGACGAAGAUUAUCCUAUAUAGACCUUUCGACCCCUAUUCAAGAGCUAGCUGGCUCAAGUUACCGUUAUUCUCCUACCUGUUCAUCCCACACUACAAAUAAUGAUCCUAGAAGAAGCCUAACUACUAACAUUACCGCUACCACUACCACCACCACUACCAGCACAACAACAACGACUACUAUGACAACUACCAGUAACGCAACAACAGACUCAGCAGAUGAUUCUUCGACCUGUUCCGUUAGCCAUCAUGGUGAUACCCGCUAUAAACCAACCGGUAUUGACAUAACGCCUGAUGAAUUUGAGGCCUUGCAAGGUUUCGGUAAAUUCUGCAGCGAAGCUGUGACUCGAGAGCCCAUGUUGAUGACACGUAUCACGACUUCACCCACCAGUUCCAUCACUUUACCCAUAAAACUACCUCCAUUACAACGGUGUAGCAGCACAAUUUCACCAACAGCGAUGAUUACAAAUUCUAUCACUAAUUUAUCAUCGCAAAUCCAUGCUUUUCGUCAGCAUAUUCCAACCGCUCAUGAGUCGUAUCAAAGACCGAUUCGAAUCAGUGGCAGUAGUAGCAAUAGUAGUUGUAGAGUAGGAUCCUCCUAA
Messenger RNA from Mycotypha africana, 1458 nucleotides. RefSeq lists its product as uncharacterized. The coding region runs from base 1 to 1458 and encodes 485 amino acids. The record is from RefSeq and is a predicted model, not a curated record. Gene Ontology annotation, molecular function: RNA polymerase II cis-regulatory region sequence-specific DNA binding; DNA-binding transcription factor activity, RNA polymerase II-specific. NCBI's taxonomy places the organism in Eukaryota, Fungi, Mucoromycota, Mucoromycetes, Mucorales, Mycotyphaceae. Gene Ontology annotation, biological process: regulation of transcription by RNA polymerase II. The transcript has 2 exons.